Messenger RNA from Tigriopus californicus, 1578 nucleotides. RefSeq names its product cysteine sulfinic acid decarboxylase-like. The record is from RefSeq and is a predicted model, not a curated record. The transcript has a single exon. Gene Ontology annotation, cellular component: cytoplasm. Bases 63 to 1556 code for a protein of 497 amino acids. Gene Ontology annotation, molecular function: pyridoxal phosphate binding; carboxy-lyase activity. Gene Ontology annotation, biological process: carboxylic acid metabolic process. NCBI's taxonomy places the organism in Eukaryota, Metazoa, Arthropoda, Copepoda, Harpacticoida, Harpacticidae.
GUAACGAGAGGGAGGAGACCUAUAAAAAUGGAACUGGAGCGAGUCGACUCAACUCAUUCAUCAUGCCGACUUCGGAAACGCAACAACCCCAAAGCGACAGCCUCGACCAAAGCUUCUUGAGCCGUGUCUUGAGGAUUGUGGAGGACCAGAACCUGAUCGCAGGCGAGUUUCCGACCAAUGAAAAAGUGGUCGAAUUCCGGCAUCCCCGGGAACUCGAGCAGGAAUUCGAUUUGCAGAUCAGUAAGAAGCCCACAAGUUCCGAUGAGUUGGAGAAGAUCUGCAUCAAGGCAGCCAAGUACAGUGUCAAGACUUGUACUCCCAAGUUCUACAAUCAGUUGUAUCAUGGAGUGGACGAAUUUGGAUUGGCCGGAAGUUGGUUAAGCGACGCCCUCAACACCAACAACUACACUUUUGAAGUGGCGCCCGUCUUUAUCUUAGCCGAGAGAGCCAUCCUCGAAUAUAUUCGCCGGAAGUUUGGAUGGACACAAGGAGACGGUAUAUUUUGCCCAGGCGGAAGUAUCUCAAAUAUGUACGGAAUGAUUCUGGCCCGUCACAAGGCUUUUCCCGAGAUCAAGACCAAGGGCCUAAUUCGUGGCGGACAGUCAUUGGUUAUAUUCACUUCCGAUGAAAGCCACUACUCAAUUAGUAAAGGAGCCAAUUGGCUUGGUAUUGGGACGGAGAACGUGAUUAAGAUCAAGACAGACGAGGCCGGGAAGAUGAUUCCCGAGUUGCUGGAACAGGCCAUUGAGCAUGCUCAAGCAGAAGGAAACGUUCCCUUUUUUGUCAAUGCCACAGCGGGAUCGACCGUAAUGGGAGCGUUUGAUGAUCUAACGAGAAUCUCUCAAAUCUGCAAGAGGCAUGGUCUUUGGAUGCACGUGGAUGCGUGUUGGGGAGGAGCUGUUGUCCUUUCUUCGAUCCAUAAGCGAUUGAUUGAAGGCUGCCAAUUUGCUGAUUCCAUUGCCUGGAAUCCCCAUAAAAUGAUCGGUGCUCCCCUGCAGUGUUCGGCUUUCAUCGUUCGCCAUCCCGGGCUUCUGCAUCAAGCCAACUCAGCUUCAGCCACGUACCUCUUUCAGCAAGACAAGUUCUACGACGUGAACUACGACACUGGAGACAAGUCCGUUCAAUGUGGGCGGAAGGUGGAUGGCUUCAAGCUCUGGCUCAUGAUGAAAGCCCGUGGAGAGGCCUAUUUUGAAGGACUCGUGGAUAAUGCCUUUGCCCAGGCCAAGUAUUUCAUGACCCUCGUGGAGAAAACGCCGGGUUUUCGACCCGUCUUUGACUUUGGCUAUAGCUGUACCAAUGUUUGUUUUGAGUACAUUCCGGAGCGAUUGAGAGGAUGUCCGGAAACUUCGGAAUGGAAAGAGGAAGUGGCUCAGAUUCCACCCAAAUUGAAAGAAGCCCUAAUCAAGAAAGGAAGCAUGAUGAUCGGCUAUCAGCCGCUCAAACACAAGAAUAAGAGUAAUUUCUUUCGAAUGGUGGUCCACUGUGUUCCACCGCCAACACCACAAGACAUGGAGUAUGCCAUCAAGGAGUUGGAUAUGUGUGGAAGGUUGUUAUAAGAAAUAUUAUGUUGCUUUCCUA